Prosopis cineraria is the source of this 2609-nucleotide messenger RNA. Its product is annotated as cysteine-rich receptor-like protein kinase 19. The transcript has 7 exons. Gene Ontology annotation, biological process: carbohydrate metabolic process; protein phosphorylation. Gene Ontology annotation, molecular function: chitin binding; protein kinase activity; ATP binding. The record is from RefSeq and is a predicted model, not a curated record. Lineage: Eukaryota; Viridiplantae; Streptophyta; Magnoliopsida; Fabales; Fabaceae. The coding region runs from base 52 to 2382 and encodes 776 amino acids.
CGAUGCCACCGCCCACAUACUAGGAAGACUAAUGAAGCUUUUUUCUCUGCCAUGGCUUCCACUCUAUUCUUCCUUCUCUUCUCUAUUUUCCUUCAUCUUCAUUUUGAUUCUUCAAAUUCACAAAGUUGGAUCAAAGCUGGUUAUUGGUACGUUGGCAGUGAAUCUCCCAUUCCUGACAUAAACUCUGCUUUGUUCUCACACCUUAUAUGCGCCUUCGCUACUGUCAAUCCCUCCACUUACGAGCUUUCCAUCGCCAAAUCUGAUCAACAAUAUUUCUCCACCUUCACCAACAUCGUCAAGCGCAAGAACCCCUCGAUCGUCACUCUUAUUUCUGUAUGGAACGGACAGCCUGAAACUGCACAGGGUAUUUUGGGGAAGAAGGCGAACCAUUCGGUUCUCUCUUCGAUGCUCAGGAACGAUUCUUCUAGAAAGUCUUUCAUUCAGUCCUCGAUACAAACAGCUAGGCGACAUGGGUUUCAGGGCAUUGACUUGUUUUGGCUUUGGCCUCAAGCAGAAUCAGAUAUGACCAACUUGGGUAUUCUGCUUCACGAAUGGCGACUUGCUGUGGAUUCUGAGAACAGAAGCUCUGGAGAAUCGUCGUUGGUUUUGAGUAUGGGUCUUCAUUACUUGCCUACUGUUUUUGGGAAUUUGAGUUACCCUGUUGAUUCUUUGGCGAGGAAUUUGAACUGGGGUCAUAUUCUGGCGUACGAUUAUCAUCUUCCUUCACUGGAAAACUUCACGCAUCCUCAUGCUGCUCUGUAUGAUCCUGUGAGCCAUGUGAAUACUGAUUUUGGUGUAAGGCAAUGGUUGAGCAGAGGGUUUCCUUCUAACAAGCUGCUUCUGGGAUUGCCUUACCAUGGCUACGCCUGGGCAUUGGAUAGUUCCAAGGAAACUGCGAUUGGUGCUCCAUCAUCGGGUGUGGCUGAGACACAAGAUGGGUCUAUGAGCUAUAAGUAUAUCAAGUUGUAUGUACGGAGUUAUGGUGCUCCUACGUUGUACAAUGCUACUUAUGUCGUGAAUUAUUGUACAAUUGGUUCCGUUUGGAUCAACUUUGAUGAUGUUGAAGCUAUCAGAACUAAGGUUGCUUAUGCUAAGGAAAAGAAACUGCUGGGUUACAAUGUGUUUCAGGUGAUAAAUGAUGAUAAUUGGGCGCUUUCUGAGGCAGCUCAAGAAGAAGAAACUGAUCGUGGAAACAAACGGAGGCUAUUACUUAUUAUUUUACUUCCAGUUGCAAUAAUCAUCAUUACACUAGUCUUUCUUCUGUGCUGCUUCAGAAGCAAGUCAUUCAAAUCAAAAGUGAAGAAGGUAUUUGGUAAAAGCUCAAAAGGUCCCAUGUCAAAUGCUGAGAGCCUUGAAACAAGUGCCCCACAUCUUGAAGAAUUUAGCUUUGCCAUCAUAAGAGCAGCAACAAAUGACUUUUCCGUUGAAAACAAGCUAGGAGAGGGUGGAUUUGGUCCUGUCUACAAGGGAAAACUGCCAGGAGGACAAGAAAUUGCAGUCAAGAGACUUUCAAUGGCUUCUACUCAAGGACAUGAAGAAUUUACAAAUGAGGUUUCACUCACGGCGAGGCUUCAGCAUGUCAAUCUGGCUAGCGUUUUGGGAUUCUGCAUUGAGAGAGAAGAAAAAAUGCUAAUCUAUCAAUACAUGCCUAACCGAAGCUUGGACUUCUACCUUUAUGAUCCAAUUAGAAAAAACCUAUUGGAUUGGGGAAAGCGUGUUCAUAUCAUUGAAGGAAUCAUUCAAGGACUUCUAUAUCUCCAAGAAUAUUCAAACUUGACAAUAAUUCAUCGAGAUUUAAAAGCUAGCAACAUCUUGCUUGAUGAUAAGAUGAAUCCAAAAAUAUCAGAUUUUGGAAUGGCUAAACUUUUUAGAAAAGAUGAAGUUGAAGCAAAUACUGGGCGAAUUGUUGGGACAUAUGGUUAUGUUCCUCCAGAAUAUGUAAGAAAAGGCACAUACUCAAUGAAGUAUGAUGUUUAUAGCUUUGGAGUACUACUUUUGCAAAUCAUUAGUGGCAAGAGGAACAAUUGCUAUUAUGGCGCUGACGAGAACCUGAGCAUUCUUGAAUAUGCUUAUAAUACGUGGAAAGAGGGUAAAGGUUUGGAAUUUGUUGAUCCAUCUCGAGAAGAUUCGUCUUCUUCUUGCAAACUUCUGCAAUGUUUGCAUGUAGCCCUACUGUGUGUGCAGGAAAAUCCAGUAGAAAGGCCAACAAUGCUGGAGGUUUCUUCCAUGCUCAAGAAUGAAGCUGAGGCAAUUCCUUUGCCUAAAAGGCCAGCUUUCUCAACUAAAAGUGAUGAAAAAUUAGAAGAUAGAUCCUCAUCCACAUCACAGCAAGCAAGUUGUUCCAUAAAUGAUGCUUCAAUUUCCCAAAUAAUGGCCAGAUGAAGAGUAAAUUUGUCACUGCAGAAUCUGAAGAUCUUGUAAUUUGAUGUAGUGUUCUUGUAAAUAUAUGUGCUUUGCGCGCAAAUGACAUGAACUUAAGUCAAAUAUCUAAUUUAGAUGUUCUGAAAGUAGUGGGAACGUUUGGUGGAAGAAAAAGAAUUUCUCCCCAAAAUUAUGUAAUGAAACGAGGGAAUGAUAAUAUAGCAGAAAUGUCAAAAAUGAACUAAGCC